GUGAGAGGCCAGGGCAGAAAGACAUAUGACAGUAACAAGGAGUAGGUGUUGUGGGUGGAAACACUUUUGGGUGGGGUUACAGUGUCACACAUUUCCAAACAAGAAUGAUCGAAAGAGAGAAUCCUGUGUUUCGAAUCUGCACUGCCUGAGCGAGCAACACACCUGGGAUCCGGACAGCCUUUACGAGCAACAACAUGAGUGAAUCAGCAGAGGCUUUUGCUGCUAACCUCAAAAGCAGAAGAAAUGUCACCAUUGAGAUCACCAACCUCACCAGCAGCAUCUGCCUGGUAGACCCCAAGGUUUACCUGGAUAGUGGGAACUGCCAUAGCCCGCCCCAGCCCACCGUGCGCCCUCUCAAAACCGAGAUAUGCAACUUCAGCAAGACCAGUGCCAAAGCCACCGGCGCUGUGGGUGUCAUGACCUACGACCUGUUUAAGAGAAAUACCAACGCCCCUCAGGAGAAAUUAGCCAUAAUGUUCUCUGUGCCCUACGAUAAUUCCACGUACAAGAACUGGUUGGCCUUGGCAAUCUACCCUGUGGACAAAGAGUGCAAUGAGAAGCUUUACAAAGAGAUGUAUUAUGACAAAGAACCUAAGGGCUUUGUGAGGGCGGAGGCCCAUGGCUGUGAUCUCACGUUUGAGGGCAGGGAAGUGGACCUGAAGGCUACCAUGUCCCCCAUGGGCAGGGCCAUAUUGAAGUUGGAGGUGUGGGACAAGCUCUUCACUCCAUCGAUGAAUCAGCAGAAUCACUAAGCCAGUGAUCAAUUUUUACCAAAACAAAGUUUGAUGGGUGGUGUCUUUUAUUAAAUAUGAUUAGCCCUAACACCUGUGCUACUGUAAAAUAUAUUCAUGCAAUAAAUCCAGUGUGAAAAGAAA
Molecule: messenger RNA, 875 nt
Organism: Eleginops maclovinus (Patagonian blennie)
Lineage: Eukaryota; Metazoa; Chordata; Actinopteri; Perciformes; Eleginopidae
Product: DELTA-actitoxin-Afr1e-like
Exons: 3
Coding region: 195-752 (185 amino acids)
Biological process (GO): pore complex assembly; monoatomic cation transport; cytolysis in another organism
Cellular component (GO): pore complex
Molecular function (GO): channel activity
Source: RefSeq, a predicted model, not a curated record